Molecule: messenger RNA, 2439 nt
Organism: Rotaria socialis
Lineage: Eukaryota; Metazoa; Rotifera; Eurotatoria; Philodinida; Philodinidae
Source: the annotation of a GenBank genome assembly
AUGAAUCCGCGUAUCAUAGAAAAAACGACAAUUAUCACUGAUCCACUUUCAACUCCACAAUCUUCUAAACCAUUUAUUGUACGUAUACCACAUAUUCAAACCAAAUCGCCAUUAAAUUCUGAAAGUGGAAAAGUUGUUAUUGUUAAAACAAGUCCAACACCAAAUCAAUCAACACCUCAACAAGCAACAAAAUCGUUUUCCGUUGUUAGACUAGCUGAUGGACAAAUGCUUCUUGUCCCUACGAACACUCAACCACAACAACAAUUGAUGGUCAAUGAAAAUGGUAUAUCAAGAAUAAUAAAAGCAUCAUCAGUAAGUCCACCGAAUCCAACUGGAAUUAUUUCUACCAUAAAACGAAUAACGAAAGAACAGAAUACACCUCGCGUUAGUACGAUUCAAAUAACUAAUUUAUCGUCUCCAUCAACAAAUAUAAAAUCUCAUCAACAACAACAACAACACCAUCAAGCAUCGAUAUCACCACAAGAACGUCGCCUACGUCCAAUAGCACCUGCACCAACAGCUUUAUCUUCAGCAACAAAUGAUUUAUUAAAUUCACUUUUAGUUCAACAACAACAACAAUUAAAUGCCGCAUCAGCUGAAACACUAUUACGGUUCGAUCCAACAGCAAGUGUUCUAAUGGGAGGCGAAGAUGAUUCAUUGCCAACUAUAUCUGAAACAGUUACACUUGAUAGUAAUGGUUCAUCAUUAAAAAUACAUAAUAAUAAUAAUAAUAAGCGUAGAAUAGAAACGACAUUACCUAUUGAAAGACAGACAUCUUUACCUGUUGUAUCAUCGCCAACGAUACAACCGAAACCGAAAACUGUACGUAAAACACCUUCAACAAAUGAGGAAAAAUCAACAACAAAAUCACGAUUAGAAAAUAAAGCCACAUCGAUUAUAAAAGACUCAGGUAAAAAAAUGACUCCACGACAAGUUCCAACACCACAAACAACAUCUACGACUAUUGAAACUAAAAAUCCCAAAACACCUGUUAAACGACCAGCGACAACAGCUUUACCACCUAAAAUCGAUCCCGAAGAAGGAAUCAGAAUGAAAAUCUGUGAAUCAAUUCUUCGAUCACUUAUUGGUCGAAUUGAACGCGAACAACAUCAAGAAUCAAUAAAAACACGUCUAGAAAAACAUAGUACAACAGUACCGAAAUUUGAACAUCGUCAAAUUGUUCUAACACGUUUAUUAAAUGAACGUGUUGAUAUUCUUCGACAAGAAUUCAUUAAAAAUCGUUCCGAACGUAAAGCAGUUUUAGUUAAAGAACAAUUUCAAAUACAACGUCUUAAACAACAGCAACAAAUUAUACUUAAACAACAACAACAAGCAACUAAUGUUAAGCAAGAUCAAUUCGUAUCCGAUGAAGAUAAUACUAAAGAUGAGUCACCGCCAGCUAAAAAAGCGAAAAAACUUAAUGGAAAUGAAAUUAAACAAAAACGACAAGCAACACCAAAAUCAAUUGAACCGAAUAUCAAAAGCGCAAUAUCAAAACGAACACGCCCGAUCGCGUCAACUAAAUUCUCCGAUGAUUAUAGUCCAUCACCUAAAAAAGCCCGUCGUCCACGUAGUAAUAAUAUGCCUGAUCAUGCGGAUCUAUCUGACAAUGAUGAAAAUCUUCUAACCAAUCGUAAAUCUUCGUCGUCAUCAACAAUAUCAAAAAACAAACCUAAACUAAUUACAACAAUAAAUACUUCUAUUCAAAGAAAAAGCAAUAAAUUAUCAACUGAUUUCAAACCGGAAAAUAUUGAUUGUAAUUGUAAACGAAAUAAUGAUUUAGAAGAAAAAUUUUUUGUUCAAUGUGAAUUUUGUUCACGCUGGUUGCAUGGCAAAUGUGUUGGUUUAACACCACGUCUUGCAGAAAAAAUGAAUGAAUUUAUUUGUGAAGAUUGUGCAAUAUUAACGCAGCGAGCUAAAGAACGUUUAUAUUGUAUUUGUCAAACCCAAUAUGAUGAAUCAAAAUUUUAUAUUGGUUGCGACGUAUGUGCCGAUUGGUUGCACGGCAAAUGUGUUAAUAUAACCCCUGCAGAUGCAGAAAAAUUCGAAGUUUAUGUUUGUCCAAGAUGUUCUACAGAGAAGAAACAAGAAUUUCUAAACAAAUCAAUCACUGGUGAAACGAGAAAGAAAUUGUUGGAUCUGAUUGAUCAACUUUUGGCACAUAAAAUGUCAUGGCCAUUUCAAAAACCGGUUGAUGUGAAAGAUGUACCGAACUAUCACAAAAUAAUAAAAGAUCCUAUGGAUUUUACAACAUUAAAAACAAAAGUGCUAAAUAAUAAAUUUCGCACUAUAUGUGAUUUUAUACGUGAUGUUAAUAAAAUUUUUAAUAAUUGUCGACAAUUUAAUCCAAUUGAUUCAGCAUUUUCACAAUGUGCUAAUGUUGUGGAUAAUUGUUUUCGUCAAUUACUUGAAAAUUUAAUGGUUAGAGAUCAAAAUUGA